This is a messenger RNA of Varroa destructor (honeybee mite), 3903 nucleotides long. Its product is annotated as ornithine decarboxylase-like. Gene Ontology annotation, molecular function: ornithine decarboxylase activity. Gene Ontology annotation, cellular component: cytoplasm. The record is from RefSeq and is a predicted model, not a curated record. NCBI's taxonomy places the organism in Eukaryota, Metazoa, Arthropoda, Arachnida, Mesostigmata, Varroidae.
GUGUGUUUUGUCGUCAGGUCCACGAAGGUUCACAUUGGAUGGUGUGGUAGCACUGGAUAGCUGAGGCGGUCUCCCCACAGCCCCCAGCUAUCGGGACUAAUCUGCUACCAGAGAACACUACUCGAGAAAGGCAAAGGUGUAUUUGCUGAAAUUUUCUAUCUGAAAUCUAAAGGAAAGAAACUAGCUGAAAUUUGGCUACGGGUGUAGUUAGCGUUAGCGUGAAUCGAACGCUUUCUUACCAAGUGAACCUACUCCAGCAAAAGUACAAUCUUUGAACUGAGCUAAACAGAAUCAGUUUGAAAGAAUCUUGCAUUUUGACCUUCGCUAAUCUGGUCGAAAGACGGUGUAGAAUUUUUACGGCAGCUUCGCCGUAGAAUUGCAACGUACAAAAGGAUGCAGCGAGACACAACAACCAUGAAUGACGCCUUUAGCAAGCUCGUGACUGAUUGGCGCCAUGACGAACCGUUCUACAUCGUCGACCUAGGCGACAUUUGUCGUAAGGUGAAGCUCUGGAGACUCAAGAUGCCACGUGUGAUCCCUUUCUAUGCCGUCAAAUGUAAUCCCAUCCCUACGGUCCUUAAAACGAUUGCGCAUUUCGGCUUUGGCUUUGACUGUGCCUCAAAGGAAGAAAUCGAGGCGGUCUUCAAUGAGACCGGAGUGGACGCUUUGCGAAUUAUUUAUGCCAAUCCAUGCAAAACCCGCAGCUUCAUAAAGCAUGCCCGAUCUCGGGGUGUUAAGCGGAUGACAUUCGAUAACGAAGACGAACUUGAGAAGAUUGCUGAAAUCUACCCUGAAGCUGAACUCGUGCUUAGGAUCAAAGUAAAUGACUCCAGCUCACCGAUGCGGCUUAGCGCGAAAUUUGGAGCUGCCCUCGAUGACGUACCAAAACUAUUAGAGGUGGCCGCCGAUCUUGACCUUAACGUCGUGGGUGUGUCUUUCUAUGUCGGCUCUGCAUAUAGCGACGCGGAGUGCUUUUCCAAAGCCAUCCUCAACGCCCGCCGUAUCUUCGACCAGGCCGAGCUGUACGACUUCCAAAUGACUCUCCUCGACCUCGGCGGCGGGUUUCCCGGCAACAGCGGCUCCGAACCACUGUUCGAUAAUUGUGCACGGGCCAUCAAUCGUCAGCUGGAUGAAAGUUUUCCGGAAGGAUGCGGUGUUGAAGUAAUCGCUGAACCGGGCCACUUCAUGGCGGCCUCCGCCUUCACCCUAUAUACGACCGUGAUCGCUGUGCGUCAAGAACACGACAAUCGCUUCAUGUACUACCUCAACGACGGGGUUUAUGGCAGUUUCAACUGUAAGGUGUUUGACCACAACGAUCCGCAGCCGAUACCAGUUGGCAAACGGAACACCGGAGUGAGUUACCCUAGUGUGUUGUGGGGCCCAACGUGUGACUCACUUGACAAGGUGCACGAAAACGUGCUGCUGCCAAAAUUGGAGAUUGGUGAUUGGCUCCUGUUCCGCGACAUGGGCGCGUACACAUGCAGUACCGCUUCAAAUUUCAAUGGGUUUUCAAAGCCGUCGUUUCAUUUCGUUGUCAACACCGCAACUGAGCUCAUCCUCAGUGGGAGUAUCAUCGGUCGGCAGCUACUCAAGGAGCUCGAGGCGAGCCAAGGCCGUCUACAAGAGCUAGUCCUAAAAGUCGGCCAAGACGUCUUCUUGCACGGCGAUAUCAACCCGUCCGCACUACAUAACCAACAGAAGGCUCCGAUAAACACUUCGGACACCUAUGUCACUCAAUAGAACUAUUCCAAACAGCCGAAAAGAAAAUCUGAUUUAUAAUAAGUAUAAUAAUAGCUGAUUGUUCAUAGGAACGACUUGAUCAGUCGAUUGUUUGCCACAGCGCAGGGAAAGUAAUUGGUGAAGUCAAAAACUAAUCUUAUUAAGCAUUUUAUGCAAUCAAUGCAUUUUUGAAAUAAUUAAACGGGUUCUGGUGUUGAUUGUAACCAAAUAUCAUCCAAUCAUGCAAAGACUUACCAGUAUCUAGAGCGGUGUUGUUCGUAAAUAAUUUGGGCAGAAAUGAAAACGAUGCCCUUUGCUCACUGCCUUGACAUAUACCCAUUUGCUUAUAAUCUUUCUUUUUUUUUUACCAAGGAACCAAUCUAUAGUGGUUUGCAAUACGAAAUGAUAAAUAAAGUAAAAUAAAUUCGUAAGAAAAAUCAAAGUUGACAUUCAGCGAUAUACAUUGUGUAAUAUAAGGGUGGGUGAUUGUCGCCCGAAAAUAAUGCCAAUGAUUACUAAUUAGUAUAUACGUAAUAGGCGUACGAUAAAUCUGGCAAGCUUUCCGCAGGUAAACUGGGCACCUGAGUCAGCAUUCAUAAGUGUUGACUACACAACGGUUAUAAAAGGGCAUAUAGGAUUAAAAUACAUGGACUCAACACGCAAAAUGGAUGAGGCAUGUUACAAUGUAUAUUUGUAACCUAUUCUAGAGUUAGAUAAAAAAAAAAGUACUUCAACCAGCGUAUAGCUAUACGCAGAGUUCAACUAUUUCUGCAUCUUCAAGCUUAGCUCCAGAAAUGAUAGACCUGACGAAUACCUGUGACGUUAAUAAACGAAGAGGGAAGAAAUACGAAAAAUUACAUACAUAGAUCUGCUACUUGAUAAAGAUGAUUCACAAAUUAGGUUUUUUCAUUAUGUUGUCAGAAUUAGCUUGCUGAGGUUUAUCUCCCCGCGGCUUGUUUUUCUCGACUGACCCUGUCAAAACAUGCAUUUACCGUAUCAAUGAACUAGAACCAGGAGUCCUGAGUAGUUGUAUUAAGCGUUCAUAGUAGUACCACUUACUACGAUGGUACAAAGGGAGAAUGCUAAAAGACGUUGCGUAUCAAACCUCAUUUUUGCGAUAAUGAAUAUUGAUAGCUGCGGGUGAUAGAUUACGCUACCCGAUUUUUUCUGAGCCCUAUCCAGUCACUACAACUCCUGAUCACCCGCACAUAAAAGUGUUUUCCUAAAAGUAUCUAUCUUCCAUUUUUAUAUCAACUUGCAACUAGUUUUGAUCAAAUAAAGCCGCUUUCUGUGUAUUGAAAUGUAAUGCUGACAAAAAAUCCCAGUGUGUCUCCUAAUGUCAUUGCGCAUUAGCAUAUCCCUUUUCCACAACUAUUCGCAGAACUGCUCGGUAGUUCUACGAGUGUGUUCAACUUCAUGUCUGUUUCAAGACGUAGCAUGCAAAGUGAACGUCAUUGCAUUUCUUCGAUAUCCUCAUUACGUUGUUUCGAUAUAAGUUCCUCAUAAAACUGAACUUCUAUUAGUAAUGUUCCUAUACUAAUAUAUGCAUUUUUAUGUUAUAUGGACCUCUGACGACAGUUUGCAACUGUCAAAACACUGAAGAGAGAUGCUGGCGUUGUAAAGUCCGACCAUUAACCUUGGUAUCCACGUUGGCCCAUUGUGCUUACGUUACAGAGGGCUAACCAGUCAUAAACAAUUGCAGCCCGCAUCGAGGAUAUCGCUUUCAGUCAGUGUAACAAUCCCUGUCAAAGUUACGAUGUUUCCAACAGUCUCCAGAUAAUAAUUGGAUAUCGUCUACAAAGCCCAGCCUUGACGUCCUACAAUUUAGUUCCUUUGCCGCAAAAAGCUGCAACGUACCAGCGCCAAAAACUUACUAAAAACACACUGUCUAAUUUUAACAAUAGUAAUAGUUGUAUAUACCCAUAUAAGUGCAUGUAGCUGAGUUUCCUUGAUUGGCACCUAUGCCACCACUACCAAUGUAUAUAGCAGCACACAGUCUAUCUGUAUAUACGUGUAAAAACUGACAAAACACAUGAAAAUUAUGAAAGCCAGGUCGCGCACAACGAAUUCCGAUCCGUAAGGAAUUAGCCGGUGGUGCGCUUGCGCGCUGAUGUUGUCUGAACUUGCCUAGAAAGCAGAAUACAUUUUAGCCUAUAUAUAAAGUGGGCGCUCAGCAAUCGAGAA